AUGUGGUCAGAUCGCAACGCUUCAACACAACCCUAUUCGGAUUCACGUGACGAAAACGAUAGCAUGAAAGAGCUCUAUAAUGCAAAUAAUCUUAGUGUAACCAAGACCAACAAUUCAGGCUGCUCCACCCUAUCACGUAAUGUGCCACAAUCUCCUCACGUGCUUCGGGGAUCCGUGGACAGAUCCCGUGAUGCUCCUGAUCAAUCUACCCCAAUUCCCGAACCCAGAAGUUCAAUCACAGUUCAUUCCCGGUUCAAACAGUUCUGGGUUGAAAGUUUUGUUAGCGGGCGAUCGAGAACAAAAUCUGAAAAUCAAACCACCAUAGGAGCACAUUUACGCGGUGAAAGUGCACGCAUGCGAAGUCCUGUCACUGAAUUAGAUUCGGGAAGUAUGCCCAGGAAGGAUGUGCUUCCGCCACAUGCACAUACAAUCACGGGAGGAUCUAGCCAAGCCGCUGCAUUGCUGAGACGUUUGGCACAGUACACAAACAUGUCCACACCUCCUUCGGAUCAAACAUCCGUCAGAUCCGGUAAUGACAGCUUGAAACGCACCACUCCCGGUCGACGAGGUAUUUUAGGCCAUGCCAGUGGUGCCUCUUCUGCUGGUGGUCGUUCCGGAUCUGUGCCGAUUCCUCCAGCUCAUUCUCUAUUUGUUCAAGGUCAUCGGCGUCACAAAUCACCGCGAUCCAUGAUUGGACGACUGGUUCCCGGCUCCAGCGGUUGGGGCAAGAGUACAGAAGACGUGUUAUCUUUGGAUUUGCCGGAUCCCUCUAAACUACCUCGUGAAGAACCUUGUAGCAGUCUGGAAUUCACCCAUGCGCGUCUGAAAAAUCCGAAAAAAAUUCCUCAAAAAUUGAAGGCUCGCACUGGAUUUGAUGUUCAUCGACGUAAACGAGCUGGAAGCCUCAGUGGAGGCCCCGGAGUGGGAGGAGAUCGACGGAGCCUGACUGGAACAGCCUCACCUCAAACUCGACCGUUUCUUUUGGAACAUCUCUCUCGAUCUGACGAGACGUUAAUGUCUGGUGCUCAAGCCGGAGCGCUUCUGCUGAGUGGCAACACUGCGUCCCGACCGAGUGCAGGAGCAGUCGGAUCAGAUGUGAUCGGCACGACCGUGAAGCCUGGUGCCCAGCAGAUAUCAGCCCAGCUGCAGCAGUUCGCACAACAAGUACACCACAAGCAACAACAGCAACAACAACAACAACCUCAAAACCAUCACCAUCACCACCACCAUCAUCACAGACAUGGGAAUCAUGGACAUCAUCGUAAUCGAGGACAUUUCACACACCAUGAUCACCAUGGUAUUCGUGCAACACAUACAAUGACUCGUGUGACAGAGAGUCGGCGCUACUUGAUGUUUACGCGGUCGCUACCGUUUUGGUCCGCGAAACAGUAUCUGGCAGCACAUGGUGCAGGAAUGGCCGAGUCAGAAACCUACUCUCUCCUAUUCCGUCACACAGAAUGCUACGAUCUAAUGCCGGACAGUGCGAAGCUGGUCAUUCUGGACAGCCAACUUACCAUUAGCAAAGCUUUUCGAGCACUGAUCUACAACGGAAUUCGAGCUGCUCCGGUAUGGAAUUCAACAACUCAAUCGAUUUGUGCCAUGCUCACGGUGACAGACUUUGUACAAAUGUUGAACCUUUGCUGGCAUGGCACAGAUGGACGAAUUCCGGGUGAGAAAAAUCUGCUCCAGUUGACCGAUUUCGAUCGAAUCACCAUACACAAAUGGAAAGAACUGAUCAAAACGGAACACCUACUUAUGUCAAAGAGUGCAAGCCUGAAUCCAGUGAACACGGAAAAACGAAAUGGCGAUUCACGUGGUGCUGAGACCAGUCAUGAUUCCCGAAAACCCGGUGAAAGCAAAGUGCAACAACUGCCUUCAUCGCAUACUUUCAGCCAUGAUCCGUGCGCCACCAUAUCCUGUCCAACGUCGAACUUUUCUUCUCCUUCUCAAUCUCGCUCCUCCUCCUCGUCCAGCAGCCGUUCCUCGGCUGCUUCUCUACCUCCCAGUCUGUUGACCAGACAACAGUCCCGUCGCCACAGUUCCCCCGGCCAAACAAAUGAGCUCAGUAGAACUCAGGAUGACACUGUUGGGGAUGUCAACGACGAAGGUGAUGGUGACGGUGACGGUGAUGGUGAUGGUGACGGUGAUGGUGAUGGUAUCGGUGAUGAUCUACCCGAAUCCGGUUCCAAAACUAAUCUUUCCGGAUCUGAUGCUGCCGUAUCCAGUUCAGGCACAACAAUCACGACACCAAUGCGACGGGCCUCGUUAGGAGCGAUUGUUCCUCCCAGCACUAGCUCGACGCAACCGAGCUCGACUAGCCGACUGUUCUUUGUCCAUCCACAGGACUCGCUUUUCAAAGCUUUACGGUUGCUGUCCCGUUUCCGUUUACAUCACUUGCCGGUCAUUGAUUCACCACAUGAAGGAACCGGGAACGUGCUAUAUGUGCUCACUAAAGGUCGUUUGUUGACCUAUUUGUUCAGUAAAAUUCUACUCGUCCCACAACCUCGUUUCAUGCAGGACGAAUAUUUCGCAAUAGAACACACGUGA
This is a messenger RNA of Echinostoma caproni, 2547 nucleotides long. The record is from the annotation of a GenBank genome assembly. Lineage: Eukaryota; Metazoa; Platyhelminthes; Trematoda; Plagiorchiida; Echinostomatidae.